Molecule: messenger RNA, 1986 nt
Organism: Oncorhynchus masou masou (cherry salmon)
Lineage: Eukaryota; Metazoa; Chordata; Actinopteri; Salmoniformes; Salmonidae
Product: zinc finger protein 436-like
Exons: 5
Coding region: 1-1674 (557 amino acids)
Biological process (GO): regulation of DNA-templated transcription
Molecular function (GO): RNA polymerase II cis-regulatory region sequence-specific DNA binding; DNA-binding transcription factor activity, RNA polymerase II-specific
Source: RefSeq, a predicted model, not a curated record
AUGUCCCCUGUGUGCUGUCCCACCUGCAAGCAGGUCUCCCCAACCAACCCCCUGUUGACUGCAGCCAUCGUCUCAGCGAGGCUGGCAAACGUCCUGAUGCCUCCCAUCUUGGCAAACAGGUUCAGACCAGGAGAAGAAGGACCAGGAGAAGAAGGACCAGGAGAAGAAGGACCAGGAGAGGAGACAAAGCAGAGGAGGCAGGAGGAACUGCGCAGGAAGAGGGAGGAUCUGCAGAGGAAGAAGCAGGAGUUGCAAAGGAAGAGAGAGGAGAACAACAAACGCAAGGCUGAGGUGCAGGUAGCAGACCUCGCCGUGGGGGGGGGGGGGCACUGUGCCAUCCGCCGCAACAUCAAGGUAGCAGACCUCGCCGUGGGGGGGGGGCACUGUGCCAUCCGCCGCAACAUCAAGGUAGCAGACCUCGCCGUGGGGGGGGGGCACUGUGCCAUCUGCCGCAACAUCAAGGUAGCAGACCUUAGUGGGGGGGGGCACUGUGCCAUCUGCCGCAACAUCAAGGUAGCAGACCUCGCCGUGGGGGGGGGGCACUGUGCCAUCUGCCGCAACAUCAAGGUAGCAGACCUCGCCGUGGGGGGGGGGCACUGUGCCAUCUGCCGCAACAUCAAGGUAGCAGACCUUGGGGGGGGCACUGUGCCAUCUGCCGCAACAUCAAGAAGUGGGGUCUCCUGGACGAAGAAAGAAGCUUUGGGUCUGAACAUUGUCGUAAAAGAAGAGGAAGAGGAGAAUAUUACACUGAAAGAAGAGGAAGAAGCUUUCAUAAAACAGGAGGAAGAGGAGGCUAUCACGUUGAAAGAAGAGGAUGUUAUAGUGAAAGAAGAGAAAGAACCUUUUGGAGUGAAAGAGGAAGAUGAGGCUAUCUCAAUAAAAGAGGAGGAGGAAGAUGUUUUGGGAGUGAAAAAGGAUGAGGAGGAAGGAGAGGAAGUGGAGACUGGAGAUCUGAUUGACACUAGAGAGAGACCAGGCUCUCACUCUGACAGCGGGAAGAGUCCUUCAGGGGAACCAGUCCCAGAGACGCCCAAACCAGCUGGAAAACACCACUGUUCCCUCUGUGGAAAGAGUUUUACCUGGUUAGGGUACCUAAAACGGCAUGAGAGGACACACACAGGAGAAAAGCCUUUCCAAUGUUCCCAGUGUGGAAAGAGUUUUACCGUGGUAGCUAACCUGAAAAGGCAUGAGAGAAUACACACAGGAGAAAAGCCUUAUCACUGUUCCCACUGUGGAAAGAGUUUUACUCAGUUAGGGAACCUAAAACAGCAUGAGUGGACACACACGGAAGAAAAGCCUUACCACUGCUCCCAAUGUGAAAAUAGAUUUUCACGAUCCGUGGACCUAAAAGCUCAUGUGAGAACACACACAGGAGAAAAGCCUUUCCAAUGUUCCCAGUGUGGAAAGAGUUUUACCGUGGUAGCUAACCUGAAAAGGCAUGAGAGAAUACACACUGGAGAAAAGCCAUUCCAAUGUUCCCAUUGUGGAAAGAGUUUUACUCAGUUAGGGCACUUAAAAAAGCACGAGUGGACACAUACAGGAGAAAAGCCUUAUCACUGUUCCCACUGUGGAAAGAGAUUUUCACGAUCAGGGGACCUAAAAACUCCCGAGACAACGCACAUAGGAGAAAAACCUUUCCAAUGUUCCCAAUGUGGAAAGAGUUAUGUUACCUAAAAGUCACGGUACCUAAAAGAGCAUAAGAGAAUACACAGAGGGGAAAAGCUUACCCAAUGUUCUUAGUGUGGUGACGGGAUCUCUCAAAUAGAUGGUAUGAAGAUAGUUGAGAACAAAGCCUUAUGUCCCUACAGUGGAGAGUGUUUUACCAUGUUAGUUAACCUGAAAAUACAUAAAAGAAUACGCUCUGGAGAAAAGCCUUUCCACUGCUCCUAAUAUGAAAAUACUUUUGCCAGGUUAGGGAGUCUGGAGUCACAUGAGUGGACACACAGAGACCAGGAGCACUACCACUGGUCCCACUGUGGAACAUGU